CGGCCAGCGGCGCCGUCCCGUCCGUCGGGCUGUCCGUGCCGAGCCGUGCCGAGUCCAGCCGUGCCAGGAUGCCGGGCCGCACCGUGUGGCGGCUGGCGCUGCUCGCCCUCUGCCUGGGGGCGGCGGCGGCGGGGGGACAUCGCCGCGGAGCCGGCGGCAAGAGCCGGCGGCAGGCGCAGACCCAAACCACCUCGCUGCCGCAGGGCACCGCCGCGCAGGGAAAGCAGACCUGCUAUGACAAUGGACGGUACUACCAGAUAAACCAGCAAUGGGAGCGCACUUACCUGGGAAACACUCUGGUCUGUACCUGCUACGGUGGGAGCCGAGGGUUCAACUGCGAGAGCAAGCCCGAACCUGAAGAAACCUGCUUUGACAAAUACACUGGAUCCACUUACCGAGUUGGGGAGACCUAUGAGCGCCCCAAGGACUCCAUGAUCUGGGACUGUACUUGCAUUGGAGCUGGACGUGGGAGAAUCAGCUGCACCAUUGCCAAUCGCUGCCAUGAGGGCGGCCAGUCCUACAAGAUCGGCGAUACGUGGCGCCGGCCCCAUGAGACGGGCGGCUACAUGCUGGAGUGUGUGUGCCUGGGCAAUGGCAAGGGCGAGUGGACCUGCAAGCCUGUGGCUGAGCGAUGCUACGACAACACGGCCGGGACGUCCUACGUGGUGGGAGAGACCUGGGAGAAACCCUACCAGGGCUGGAUGAUGGUGGACUGCACCUGCCUCGGUGAGGGCAGCGGCCGCAUCACCUGCACCUCCAGAAAUCGCUGCAAUGACCACGACACCAAGACUUCCUACAGGAUUGGAGACAACUGGAGCAAGAAGGAUAACCGUGGGAACUUGCUGCAGUGUGUCUGCACCGGGAAUGGCAGAGGCGAAUGGAAGUGUGAGAGACACACGUCCCUGCACACUACCAGCACUGGCUCUGGCUCUCCCAGCAUCACCAACGUGCAGACGGCGCUGUACCAGCCCCAGCCGCAGCAGCCCCAGCCCCAGCCCUAUGGCCAGUGCAUCACGGACAACGGCGUCAUCUACUCGGUGGGCAUGCAGUGGCUCAAGACACAGGGCAGCCAGCAAAUGCUGUGCACCUGCCUGGGCAACGGAGUCAGCUGCCAGGAGAUAGCUGUGACCCAAACAUAUGGUGGCAAUUCUGAUGGAGAGCCCUGUGUUCUGCCUUUCACCUACGAUGGAAGGACUUUCUAUUCCUGCACCACCGAGGGCCGCACAGAUGGGCACUUCUGGUGCAGCACCACUUCCAACUUCGAGCAGGACAGGAGAUACUCCUUCUGUACUGAGCAGAAUGUUUUGGUCCAGACACGUGGUGGCAAUUCCAAUGGUGCUCUGUGCCACUUCCCCUUCCUGUACAACAACCGCAACUACACCGACUGUACCUCUGAGGGACGGAGGGACAACAUGAAGUGGUGUGGGACCACUGAGAACUACGAUGCUGACCAGAAGUUUGGCUUCUGCCCCAUGGCUGCCCAUGAAGAAAUCUGCACAACCAAUGACGGUGUCAUGUACCGUGUUGGGGACCAGUGGGAUAAGCAGCAUGACAUGGGCCACAUGAUGAGAUGUACUUGUGUAGGAAAUGGCCGUGGAGAAUGGACCUGCAUUGCCUAUUCACAGCUCAGAGACCAGUGCAUCGUGGAUGGCAUCACCUAUGACGUGAACCAGACCUUCCACAAGCGUCAUGAUGAGGGGCACAUGCUGAACUGCACCUGCUUUGGCCAGGGCCGGGGCAGAUGGAAGUGUGAUCCUGUUGACCAGUGCCAGGACUCAGAAACCCGCACCUUCUACCAAAUUGGAGACUCCUGGGAGAAGUAUGUCCAUGGGGUCAGAUACCAGUGCUAUUGCUAUGGUCGUGGGAUUGGAGAAUGGCACUGCCAACCCCUACAGACUUACCCUGGGUCAACUGGACCUGUUCAGGUGAUCAUCACAGAGAGUACAAAUCAGCCAAACUCCCACCCCAUCCAGUGGAACGCUCCUGAACGAUCUCACAUCACUCAGUACAUCUUGCGCUGGAGACCGAAAAACUCAGGAAGGCAGUGGAAGGAAGCCACCAUCCCUGGCCACCGGAACUCGUACACCAUCUCAGGCCUGAAGCCCGGUGUGAUCUAUGAGGGACAACUCAUCAGUGUACAGCAGUACGGCCACAAAGAAGUCACCCGCUUCGAUUUUACCACUACCAGCACCACAGCAGUGACGAGCAACACUGUUUCAGGAGAGACAACUCUUCUUCCCCCUGUGGUUGCUACUUCAGAAUCAGUCACUGAAAUCACAUCCAACAGCUUUGUUGUCUCCUGGGUUUCUGCUUCUGACACUGUUUCUGGAUUCCGUGUUGAGUAUGAGCUGAGCGAGGAGGGUGACGAGCCACAGUACCUUGAUCUUCCAAGCACAGCCACUUCUGUCAACAUCCCUGACUUGCUUCCUGGUCGCAAGUAUAUUGUUAAUGUCUAUCAGAUCUCUGAAGAAGGAGAGCAGAAUCUCAUCCUCUCUACUUCACAGACUACAGCUCCUGAUGCACCACCCGACCACACAGUGGAAAGUGUGGAUGACACAUCCAUUGUCAUCAGCUGGAGCAGACCGCAGGCUCCAAUCACAGGCUACAGGAUUGUCUACGUGCCCUCUGUGGAAGGCAGCAGCACAGAGCUCAACCUGCCCGACACUGCCACCUCUGUGACACUCAGUGACCUGAUGCCAGGGGUUCAGUACAACAUCAGCAUCUAUGCAGUGGAGGAAAACCAGGAGAGCACCCCUGUCUUCAUCCAGCAGGAAACCACUGGGGUCCCACGCACAGAUGAGGUGCCCUCCCCCAGAGACCUGCAGUUUGUGGAGGUUUCUGACAUCAAGAUCACCAUCAUGUGGACCCCACCCCAGAGCCAAGUGUCGGGCUAUCGGGUGGAGGUGAUCCCUGUCAACCGCCCCGGCCAGCACGGCCAGAGACUGCCCAUCACCAGGAGCGCUUUUGCUGAAGUCAUUGACCUGAUCCCAGGAACAACCUAUCUCUUCAAGAUCUUUGCUGUGAACCAGGGCAGGGAGAGCAAACCUUUGACUGGAGAGCAAACCACCAAGCUCGAUGCCCCCACCAACCUGCGGUUCCUCAACACCACGGAGCACUCGGUGCUGGUGCUGUGGACGCGGCCCCGGGCCGUGAUCACGGGCUACAAGCUGACAGCAGGGCCCACCAGAGGAGGGCAGCCCCGCACCUACAACGUGGGACCCUCGGCCACCAAGUACCUGCUCAGGAACCUGCAGCCUGGCACCGAGUACACCGUCUACCUCGUGGCCGUCAAAGGCGACCUGCAGAGCAACAGAGAGACCGGGGUCUUCACCACUUAUCAGCCUGCUGGCUCUGUUCCUCCUUUUAACACAGAAGUGACUGAGACCUCGAUUGUCAUCACCUGGACACCUGCCCCAAGGAUUGGUUUCAAGCUGGGAGUGCGCCCAAGCCAGGGUGGAGAGGCUCCUCGGGAGGUGAUCUCUGACUCGGGCAGCAUCGUGAUCUCUGGGCUGACCCCUGGAGUGGAAUACACCUACAGCCUCACAGUGCUGAUGGAUGGCCAGGAGAGAGAGACCCCCAUCGUCAGGAGAGUCACCACACCACUGGCUCCACCAACCAGCCUGCGCCUGAAAUCCAAUCCUGACACUGGCAUCCUGAUAGUCUCCUGGGAGAGAAGCACAUCUCCAGGCAUCAGCGGGUACCGCGUGACCACUGCUCCCACCGAUGGACAGCAGGGCUCUACCCUGGAGGAGGUGGUGGGUGCAGAUCAGACCACCUGCACCUUUGAGAACCUCAACCCUGGCGUGGAGUACAACGUCAGUGUCUACUCUGUCAAGGACGACCAGGAGAGUGUCCCCAUCUCAGAAACCAUCACACCAGCUGUGCCUCCUCCCACUGAUCUGCGCUUCACUAAUGUGGGGCCUGACACCAUGAGGGUGACUUGGACUGCUCCGACUUCCAUCGUGCUGAGCGGUUUCCUGGUGCGCUACUCCCCCGCCAAGAAGGACGAGGAUGUUGCAGAGGUGACAGUCUCCCCCUCUGACAACAUGGUCAUCUUAACAAACCUGCUCCCUGGCACUGAAUAUCUGGUGAAAGUCUACAGCGUUUCUGAGCAGCAUGAGAGUGCACCUUUGUAUGGAAUCCAGAAAACAGGUCUUGAUUCCCCCACUGGCCUGGACUUCUCGGAUAUAACGGCCAACUCCUUCACGGUGCACUGGAUUGCUCCUCGUGCCACCAUCACGGGCUACAGGAUCCGCUACCAGCCGGAGCAGGGCGGCGGCCGGCCCAAGGAGGACCGUGUGCCCCCCUCCAGGAACUCCAUCACCCUCACCAACCUGCUGCCAGGCACUGAGUAUGUGGUCAGCAUCAUCGCUGUCAAUGGCAGGGAGGAGAGCCUGCCCUUGGUUGGCCAGCAAACAACAGUGUCUGAUGUUCCAAGGGACUUGGAAGUCACCCCUACCAGCCCAACCAGCCUCAAGAUUUCCUGGGAUGCUCCUGCAGUGACAGUCAGAUACUACCGGAUCACUUAUGGUGAAACAGGUGGAAGCAGCCCAGUACAGGAGUUCACAGUGCCUGGCACCGUGUCUACUGCCACCAUCACUGGCAUCAAGCCUGGUGUUGAAUACACCAUCACUGUGUAUGCUGUAACUGGCCGUGGAGACAGCCCUGCCAGCAGCAAGCCAGUCACUGUCACCUACAGAACAGAAAUAGACACACCAUCCCAGAUGCAAGUCACCGAUGUCCAGGACAACAGUAUCAGCAUCAGAUGGCUCCCUUCAGCAUCCCCAGUCACAGGGUACCGGGUGACUGCUGUCCCCAAGAAGGGACAUGGGCCCACAAAAACGAAAAAUGUCCCUGCAGAUCAAACCCAAGUGACUAUUGAAGGUCUGCAGCCCACAGUGGAGUACAUGGUCAGUGUCUAUGCUCAGAAUCAGAACGGGGAGAGCCUGCCCUUGGUUGAGACAGCUGUCACCAACAUUGACCGCCCUAAAGGACUAACAUUCACUGAGGUGGAUGUUGAUUCCAUCAAAAUUGCUUGGGAAAGCCCGCAGGGGCAAGUCACCAGGUACAGGGUGACCUACUCAAGCCCUGAGGAUGGAAUCCAUGAGCUAUUGCCGGCCCCAGGUGGCGAAGAAGACACUGCUGAGCUGCAUGGCCUCAGGCCAGGUUCUGAGUACACUAUCAAUAUCGUUGCCAUUUACGAUGACAUGGAGAGCCUGCCCCUCACUGGGACCCAGUCCACAGCAAUUCCACCUCCAACAAACCUGAAGUUUACUCAGGUAACUCCCACCAGUCUCACCAUCAACUGGAAUGCACCCAACGUUCGCCUCACUGGCUACAGGGUCAGAGUGAACCCCAAAGAAAAGACUGGUCCUAUGAAAGAAAUCAACCUUUCUCCAGACAGCACAUCUGCAGUCGUGUCUGGCUUGAUGGUGGCAACCAAGUAUGAAGUGAGUGUGUAUGCCCUGAAGGACUCCCUGACCAGCAGACCAGCCCAGGGGGUGGUCACAACCCUUGAAAAUGUGAGUCCCCCUCGCAGGCCCAGGGUGACAGAUGUCACCGAGACAACCAUCACCAUCACCUGGAGGACCAAGACUGAGACCAUCACUGGCUUCCUGGUGGAAGCUGUCCCUGCAGGUGGCCAGAACCCCAUUCAGAGAACCAUCAGCCCUGAACUCAGGAGUUACACUAUCACUGGCUUGCAGCCGGGCACUGACUACAAGAUCUACCUGUACACUCUGAAUGAGAAUGCACGCAGCUCCCCGGUGGUCCUGGAUGCCUCCACUGCUAUCGAUGCUCCUUCUAACCUGCGCUUCCUUACGACCACGAGCAACUCCCUGCUGGCCACCUGGCAGCCUCCCCGAGCCAAGAUCACCGGCUACAUCAUCAGAUAUGAGAAACCUGGCUCACCAGUCAAGGAGGUCGUGCCUCGCCCCCGGCCCGGCACCACCGAGGCUACCAUUACUGGUUUGGAGCCUGGCACUGAAUACAUCAUCUACAUCAUUGCUGUGAAGAACAGUCAGAAGAGUGAACCACUGGUUGGCAGAAAAAGGACAGAUGAGCUGCCCACGUUGAUUAGCAGACCACACCCCAACCAGCCUGACAUCCUGGAUGUGCCUUCCAUUGACGAGGGGACCCCUUACCUCACGAACAAUAGGUAUGACAAUGGCAAUGGUAUCCAACUUCCAGGCUCCUCUGGGCAUCCUCAGACAGUAGGGCACCAGGGGCAGCAAGUCUUCUUUGAGGAGCACGGCUACAGGCGGCCUGGACCCACCACAGCCACUCCCCUCAGGCCGGGAUCCAGGCAGCCUCUGCCCAGCGUGGAUGAAGCCAUCGAAAUCCCGGGGUACCAGGUGCCCAUCGUGGUGGAGCCCUCGUACCCGCACUCCCGCGGGCCCCCGCGCAACGACAGCGUGGGGCAGGAAGCCCUUUCUCACACCACCAUCUCCUGGAGGCCGCUGCUGGAGAGCUCUGAGUACAUCAUCUCCUGCCAGCCCGUCAGCCAGGACGAGGACACGCUGCAGUUCAGGGUUCCUGGCACUUCCUCUAGUGCCACACUCAAGGGCCUUACAAGAGGGGCCACCUACAACAUCAUAGUGGAAGCCCUGAAGGAUCACCGGAGGCAGAAGGUGCUGGAGGAGGUGGUCACAGUUGGCAAUACUGUGUCUGAAGGAUUAAACCAGCCAGCUGACGACACCUGCUUUGAUACUUACACUGGCUCCUUCUAUUCCAUUGGCGAGGAAUGGGAGCGCUUAUCUGAAACUGGCUUUAAGCUCUGGUGCCAGUGUUUAGGCUUUGGCAGUGGCCAUUUCAGAUGUGACUCUUCUAAGUGGUGCCAUGACAAUGGAGUUAACUACAAGAUUGGAGAGAAGUGGGACAGGCAAGGGGAGAAUGGUCAGAUGAUGAGCUGCACCUGCCUUGGGAAUGGAAAAGGAGAAUUCAAGUGUGAACCUCAUGAGACCACGUGCUAUGACGAUGGGAAGAUGUACCACGUUGGGGAGCAGUGGCAGAAGGAGUACUUUGGAGCCAUCUGCUCCUGCACUUGUUACGGAGGACAGCAGGGCUGGCGCUGUGACAACUGCCGCAGGCCCAGCGUGGAGGUGGCCCCCGAAGGCUCCGCUGGCCACACCUACACACAGUUCACACAGAGGUACCACCAGGCCACCAACACCGAUGAAGAUGAUUAUUCUCAGCUGGAUAAUUCUGAGGUGGAUAAUUCUGAGCGGGAUGAUUCAGAGCUGGAGUAACAUUGCCUUGACACGAGAUGGAACAAACAGCCCAAAGAAGAGUCAAGUAAACCUGGAGAGGAUAUUGGUAGAGCAGUUUGUUAAUUAAAGGCUUCCAGCUGCACCCCUGCCCCCGUAGAGCGCAGACAGUGGGUAGGUAUGGCACGGGCAGGAGGCACAGGCUUGCUUUGGGGCAGCAGGGGAAGGGAGGGAAAGGCAAACAGCCCCUGCUUUGCACAUGAACUGAGCUAGAGCUGUUUCCAUACCUAGAAUUAAAUAAGCUUUCAGUGGCAGAGUUGCCAGAAUUAGUGAGGCUGUCCAAACCUGUGAAGCUGAAUGUGUUUCAAGCAUUGAAACCCAGCAGGAGGCGGGCACCAACUGGGUCCGAGCCUGGCUGUUACAGGCACUGGCCCCUUUUUUGUCUCCUGUGCUUCUACCUCAUGGAGGGGAGGGAGGUAAACAAAAUGCUCCUCACAACCCUUUUGCAAACAAAACCAGUCCUGAUUAGAGUGAUCCAAGCCAGCAGUGAGUCCCUUUGCUUGCGCUGCCAGGACCUGUACAGCCUUUGCAAACGCAGAACAGGACAGGUCCUGUCAGGAUUGCUCAGCCCCCUCCCCUCGGCUGCACACGCACUGUACUGCUCCAGUCACUGGGAUUCUCUGACCCAAUAAAGCAUCACCUGAAAACACCAUUUGGCUUCAAGUUGCUGUCAGGGAUUGCUGUCUACAGAGCACCCAAAACCCCUGCAAAGAGUUGAAUGAUUGCAGCAACAGUCAGUCCUACCCCACCUGUGUUCAAAAGCCAAUCACAUCCCAAAUAAACCUGAGAACUAAAACUGGCCCAGACAGAGACACAGAGGAGUCAUUUCCCAUUAAACUAGAUUGGUUUUCCCGAGUGAGGGCCAUGUAUUUUGGACCAGAGCACAAAUCUGUGACAAUCCUUUCAUCGUCACUAAAUAGUUCACUACACCAACACACUGAAGAGUCAUAGCCUUCCUCCUCUCCUCUGUCACAUCUCUCGUACCAGCAGCAAAGACCUCCCCAGCACAAUGGGGAGCAUUUCAAGAUAAAAUCAUUUCAACAGCUCUUUUCCCCAAGCUCCCUGCAGAGGUUUGUCUGUGCCUUAAAGCACACGGGUGCUCACAGCUAUGCCAAGCCCUGCUGAAUUUAAGCCGUUGGCAGCUUUUUCCAGAGGAGGGGGCAUAGCUCUGCAGGGUUUGUCUGCUCAGCUUUGGGUAGAGCCCAGGAACAACCAGAGUCAGAGCUCCAGGGAAAAGUCCCUUGGUGGCUGAAGGAAAAAAAUAAAACCCCUCUGUUAGUGCCUGCCAAGGCCCAGAAUGAUUCCUCCCUGCUCUCUGUUCACUUCCACGUUUUGGGAGCUCUUGUCCUGCCAGCACAGGACCUGCCAGGGGCAAGGUGCCACAUGUUGACUACAAAUCCCAGCCUGGCAGCAGCUGCUCCUCAGAACACACCAGCUGAAGGGACAUUCCCUACAUUCCCUUCUGGGAAAUGGACACCAAGCAGAGCUCAGAGUCUGCUUUUAAUCCCCACCACAUCUGAGGUAGAAGCAGAUCGGUGGGGUUCAGGAGGGACACCUUGAGACCACCACAGCCCUUUCCUACAGCCUCUCUCACAGCUCCAGGGGAAGCUCCCUUCAGGGGGAGGGUGCCAGGCUAGCUGGAAUUGUCACAGCAGCCCAGGGGACAAACCAUUCCCAGAGACAUUCCUGUGAAGUCACCUCACACCUGGAACCAGACCAGAGAUUUUUCUCAACUUUUAUCCACUCAAGCAAGGCAGGAUCGUCAAGAACUCUUCUUUGGGACAUUAACCAAUCCAGUUUUCCCCCUCUGACAACUCCUGUCUGUCCUUUAACCUUACCACAGGCACAGCAGGAGGCAAAACCAUCCCUGUGCAGGUGCUGAGAUGUGUGCAAGUCAUGCAGCACAAGUAAGACAGCAGAGGUAGACAUUUCCUGUCUUGUGCAGACCUCACCUGGAACAUCAGUACCUAUUAACUCCCUUCAGUAAAACCAACAGUGCCCCAAGGACAGCAAAGAAAGGAUCAGGGGAAUACACAGAACAGGAGCUGCCAGAUUCUUACUGCCAGCUCUGUUUUAGCUGUGGAAGUGCUGUGGAAGAUGCAGGUGAAGAAUGGACAGAGAUUCCCCAGAGAACCUCGUGGCAGGGUCUGUGCCAGUUCCAGCCACAACAGCAGCACAGGGAAGACAUUUAGGGAACACUGUGGAUUCUUGUCUGUGGAAGAGUCCCAAACCCCAACUUUUAAAGUGAAACUCCAAGCAGUAACAAUUCAUGGGAAGCAGCAGCACGGAAAAGUCAGAGGGCAGGGUUUGGGUUAGCACAGCAAAGGGGCCAGCCAGGAAAAAAUGGACAAUUUUUAUUUUGGAUUGCUGUCUUAAUCCACACCAAAAAGGCAGAAUGCUCUCUUACCCUGUCUUGUCUAAUCCACUUGGAAAGAAUCCACUGUAGAGAUCAGAAAAGACAAAAUAAUUCACUGUAGAGAUCAGGAAAGAGAGGAAUCUGCUCCCUUUCAGGCUGGAGCAGGGGCAGAUGGAAUGACAGUGUUAAAGGGAAACCAGUGUGUGGAUUAUGGUCUCUUAAAUAACUCACCUAGGAAAUGUCUCUUUGCUUUGCUCCAUUUGAACCAGUCUGGAUCAAACAGGUAAAAUGAAAGCCAUGGCCACAGUCACAGCAAGGCAGCAGCAGAGCCAGCAGCACACCCCAAAUUUCCCCCCUCCCAGGUCCAUCUCCCACCUGGGCAGCCCAGCUUGAGCCAAGGGCACACGUGCACACUCCCUGCUCAGCCUACAGAAGUGUUUAUUGAAAAACUUUGGGCUGCAUCUGGGCAAAACUGAACAGAUUUCAUAAAAUGGAACCAAAAAGAGAAAACCCCUUUGAAAUGGGCGCAGUGAUUGCCAGGAAAAAUGUGUCUGGGCUCAUCCUUCACUUCUCUCACCGUGCUGCAGAUUUUCACUUUGCUUUUUCCCAAACUUCAAGAGUUCAAAUCUGCUUAAUGCAGACAGCAGAAAAGGGAAGUGGCUCCAGACACUUCCCCCAUUCCAGCCUGUGAACUCUGCUCCCAGUAUGGGGCUGACCUGUCAAUGGGUCUCCUACCCUGGAGAAAGCAGUGAAGCACUGUCAAAGCACAGAGUGUAGGGCAGGAUUGAGAGCACCAAAGCCCAGAGUGCCUCGUGCAAAGGACCUGCUCCCCUCUCCUCCCAGGGAAGAGGAUAAUGGAUUAGAAACACCUGCUGACUCCAAAAACCAGGACAACACAGAUUGUUAUCAGUUCCACGAGAAGCUGAGCAGAAGCCAGGCUUUCACACCCUUCCACAGGUCAUCUAAUGAAUUAGUAAAGUCUGGACCAAUAAAAACUACCUCAAAAAUAAACCUUUUUCCUAAAUUUGUGUGACAGGGACCACACAGACAGGACAUAGCUAACAACUGUAUGUUUAUUUGCAAAAGACACUGAUUUUCUACACUGGAAGCCAAUCUGUACCACUUCCUUCUCCCUGAACACAGGGAAAGGCCUCUUCACAGUGACCAGCUCUUGCUAAGCACAGGCUGCAGGAGCCUCCCAGUUGCACCAGUGACAUUCAGGUCCUGGCUGCUGGUGAGGCUGUG
Molecule: messenger RNA, 10866 nt
Organism: Poecile atricapillus (Black-capped chickadee)
Lineage: Eukaryota; Metazoa; Chordata; Aves; Passeriformes; Paridae
Gene: FN1
Product: fibronectin 1
Exons: 45
Coding region: 69-7247 (2392 amino acids)
Biological process (GO): nervous system development; cell-substrate junction assembly; heart development
Cellular component (GO): extracellular region
Molecular function (GO): integrin binding; proteoglycan binding
Source: RefSeq, a predicted model, not a curated record